Molecule: messenger RNA, 615 nt
Organism: Postia placenta MAD-698-R-SB12
Lineage: Eukaryota; Fungi; Basidiomycota; Agaricomycetes; Polyporales; Adustoporiaceae
Exons: 6
Molecular function (GO): 2-oxoglutarate-dependent dioxygenase activity
Source: RefSeq, a predicted model, not a curated record
GAUCUCAAUGGCUCCCACUACCAGAUACUGGACGCAUCGCCAACACCUCUUGAGUUCUCGCGGAUCGUCCACAUUGGACGACCUGCUCUCAUACGGAGUAAGGCUUGCGAAAUCCCCGAGGGGAUGUCUCGUUGGACAGACCGCUACCUCAUUGAGCGUAUGGGAGAGAGAAAAAUCUCAAUUGCGGUCACUCCCACGGGGCGGGCAGAUGCCAUAACUCAAGGACCUGAUGGUCGUCUAUUCUUCGCCGAGCCUCACGUGGAGACAAUGACUAUGGGCCGCUUUCUGGAAAUGUUACACAAUGUGCAUUAUCUCCAAUCGCAGAAUGGGAAUUUGUAUACCGCGCGCUACUACGACUCUGUCGGUGACUCAGACCCCUCAGAAUUUGAACCAUUGCGUGGCGACGUGCCAUCGGAAGUACCGUGGUGCAGCGAAGCACUCGACCGGUCACCGGAUGCUGUUAACCUGUGGAUAGGCAACAGUGCAAGUGUCACUAGUAUUCACAGUGACCCUUACGAGAACAUCUAUUCGGUAGUGCGCGGCAAAAAGCACUUCACUCUGUUACCACCGACAGAAGGAUGGCGCCUGCAGGGUUCGUUCAGUAGAAGUCAUUGA